This is a messenger RNA of Anthostomella pinea, 738 nucleotides long. The record is from the annotation of a GenBank genome assembly. NCBI's taxonomy places the organism in Eukaryota, Fungi, Ascomycota, Sordariomycetes, Xylariales, Xylariaceae.
AUGGAGCAUGUCCACACGAAACCUGAGUAUCAGCCUCUAGCGAAAGAUGAGGAAGACCAAAGCUAUGUGGCAUUGGAAGACCAGAAACGAUCAAGGUCUCAGACGCUCAGGUGCCUAGCCGUCAUAGCCUGCUUCUUCCUGACAGCGAUAGGCUGUUACUUCGCCGGGCGUCUUUCCAAGCCCGGGCAAGCAAGCCACCAGAAGGGUGACGCGGCAGGGUCAACCGCGCCGCAAAUCUCAGUACCCGGAAUAGUGGGAGAGUUCGUGUUCAAAUCGCCCUUCUCGCAAGAGCCACCACAGGGCGAGGGAGCAGGCGACGCGUCGGAGCCGAUAUGGGACGCCCUGAUACCGAACGGGGUGGGGUACUUCAGGGACGGUGAUCUCGCGCCAAAGAUCUCCAUCCCGACCGUCUUCCACCAGCUGCACUGCCUCUACGUCCUGCGGCGGGCGUAUUACACGCGGUCUGGCGAGCUCCAGAGGUUCGACUUUGGCAAGAACCGAACUAUCCAUGCGGCUCACUGCUUCGACUAUCUGGAGCAAAGCAUCACGUGUGCGGCGGACAGCACCGUUGAGCCGGCGGAGGACGACGCAAACGGGUUUCUGGGCAGUGGCUUCCCCAGGCAAUGUCGCGAUUUUGAGGCCUUGAAGGACUAUGUUGAGCGGUGGAGGGUUUUCAAUGCCACUGGGUUUCUUGCACAUGGCCUGGAGCAUGGACAGGUACACAUCGAUAGAACAUAA